CCUCUGCUCAUACCUCUGGACUUGGCCUCUGCGGGUCACCCACCGCUGCGAGAGGCUCAGAGCAACCGAGAGCAACAUCACCGUCGGCGGCCAGGAACGAGCAGAGUUUGGAUACUUCAGACGACCCACUUACUUGCCAUGAAGUCGACGUGCCUCCUCAUCUUGGCUUCUCUCGUGCUCUUCAACUUGGCGGUGUGCGGAGGACAGGGCAUCCCCGCCGAGGAGGACACGGACGGCAGGACCAUAGACGACAUCCUUCUCCAGAGAGCGGAGAGUCUCCUGAUACGGUCCAUCCUGGCAAAGAUGCAGGACGAAGACGACAGGAGCGAGGGAUUUACCCCUCAGCCAGAAUGGGUGACGAAGCGACAGCAUCCCGGCAAGAGACACGGAGACGAAUUGGAGAAGCGGCAGCAUCCGGGAAGGAGAGAGGAGGACGAGGAGGACCAGUACCUGGACGUUCAGAGGAGACAGCACCCGGGGAAACGCGAAGACGAAAUACACUCGUUCACGGAGCUCCAGAAGAGACAGCACCCGGGGAAGCGCUCCGCGGGGGGCUACAUUUCUGACGACCCCGUUAUACUCUUGAGUGAACUUUCUAAACGCCAGCACCCCGGCAAGCGCUACCUGGUGCUGCACAGCAAACGCCAGCACCCAGGUAAGCGCCAGCCUGACGACGGGGAUGGCGACGGGGACUGGGACGCGGGCGCAGAGGGAGACGAAGACCUCGCGGGGUUGGAAAAGCGUCAACACCCAGGAAAGCGGUUUUGGGAUAACUCGAGUCCGGAUCUGGGCACGAACAGUCCGUGUGACGUAUUGGACCCCACGAGCUGCAGCAAGACGAGUCUGCUGCUCGACUUUUUAGACAACAUCAGCAAGAGUCAUGCCGAGGAGAAGAGGCAACACCCGGGUAAAAGGUUCACACCCGAGCAGGACUUAGUGAAAGGAGAGUAGGGUCAAGAAACAUAUAACCUCUGCUGUGCGUAAUGGUGUGUUGUAAACAAAUAAAUGUGUAAAUGAAGUGACCAUAACGUAUUAUAAAAAUUGAAAAAAUUAUUGACAUCAUUUAUCAUUUUGUGCCGCUGUUUUUCCCGUUUCUUCCAUCGGCAGACAAUUAUUGUAUCAUCACUGCAAAACCAUUGAUCUGCAGUUUGUCUGCUUGGAGAGCUUGUGCGUAAAAUGUCCUUCAGACUGACUUUUAUCACCGUUGAUAAGGUUUUCAUGAGAGUUUGUGCUCUAUGUUGAACUUUACUAAUAAAUGAUCGCUAUCAUUAUUCUGUAUUUUUUCAGUUACUGCCUAAGUCAAGUCCUUGAUUAAAGCAUUAUUAUAGUCUACUGGCUUUUGCGAUGUCGCCUCUGUGAGGCAACACACACUGGUCAGUGCAGUUCAUGCUUGAAACACAUCAAAGUGGCUGCGUUUACACUGAUGCAUAGAAACCUUAUUUACCGACUGAUUUGCAUUUCAUUAUUUUGUAUUUAUGUAAAAUAUAACGAAUAUCACAGCAAA
Messenger RNA from Scophthalmus maximus (turbot), 1504 nucleotides. It is a transcript of the gene trh, whose product is annotated as thyrotropin-releasing hormone. The record is from RefSeq and is a predicted model, not a curated record. NCBI's taxonomy places the organism in Eukaryota, Metazoa, Chordata, Actinopteri, Pleuronectiformes, Scophthalmidae. The coding region runs from base 139 to 951 and encodes 270 amino acids. Gene Ontology annotation, biological process: hormone-mediated signaling pathway. The transcript has 3 exons. Gene Ontology annotation, molecular function: thyrotropin-releasing hormone activity. Gene Ontology annotation, cellular component: extracellular region.